AUGGGAAUUUCAAAUAGCCAAAAAACGCCAUAUUUAUUAGAUAUUCACACAAUGGCAGCAAAUCUUGAUGAUUGUCCUGAAGAUUUUUUAAAUAUUGAUCAAGUGGGUCAUGUUUAUAUUGUUCAACAUAAAUCGAAGGUGUCAAUGGUCAAAUGUGCUCAUUUUAGUAUUUAUAUUGAUAUAGCAGGUGAAAGUACACCAGGUGAACGCUUAGCCGGUUUACACAUCCAUAUUGGUGUACCUAAUUUAACAACAAUUAAAACACGUCUUAUUUACAAUUAUGAAUAUGAUAAUUGGAAUGAUUUUGAUGACGUUCGAUUUAUCGGUCAAUUAAAUUCAAAUGAUAUAACAGCAUAUCGAACACCAAUUUUUUAUGCUUUGAUUCUAAAACAAUCUAUAGAGAAAUGGUAUACUGAACUUGUUAAGUCCAAUGAUCGUAAAUUAACCUGGUCAAGUGUUUUAAAUUGUCAACAAUUUGCUUAUAAAAUAAUUAACAAUCUUGGAUUUAAUUGGCCUCCAGACUAUCAUGUAGCUGGUGAUGUUCCUCCAUGUAUCGUUGAUACUUAUAUAAAAGCAAAACAAGUGACUGCUAUAACAACUAAAAGUAUUCAAUAG
Rotaria sp. Silwood2 is the source of this 615-nucleotide messenger RNA. The record is from the annotation of a GenBank genome assembly. NCBI's taxonomy places the organism in Eukaryota, Metazoa, Rotifera, Eurotatoria, Philodinida, Philodinidae.